Molecule: messenger RNA, 1246 nt
Organism: Gossypium raimondii (Peruvian cotton)
Lineage: Eukaryota; Viridiplantae; Streptophyta; Magnoliopsida; Malvales; Malvaceae
Exons: 3
Coding region: 242-694 (150 amino acids)
Source: RefSeq, a predicted model, not a curated record
GGAUCGCAGGCCACCAGCCUAGAGUUAGGCUGAAUCCAAACCAAAAUUUACAGACAGUCCAACCCCAAUCUCUCUCAACCUUUCGUUUCUUCAAAUUCUACCACCUUCUUAUUUGCUCUUUAUAAUUAAAAAUUUGUAAGCGAAUACUUUCCUAGCACUCUCUUUAUGCAUCAACCGAAUUCCCCACACUCUCUCUCCAAAUAAAAAAUCAAGAAUCUAAGAAAUUCGAUUCACCAUAUUCAUGGCCCGUUCCCUUUCUCAAUCCGUUCUCAAGCUCCGCCUAAUCACCAAACCUCACCCUUCUUCCUCUCGUCUCCUUGCCGUCCGAACCCAAUCCAACCAACCCAACCCUUCCGACUCCUCCGAUGCUUCAUCCGAUUCUUCCUCUGAUCCGCUCCUGCGGAAACUUGAAGACGCCAUCCACCGGAUCAUCGUUCGCCGUUCCGCUCCCGAUUGGCUCCCUUUCAUUCCCGGAUCCUCUUACUGGGUCCCGCCGUCCACGGCCCAAUCUUACGGCCUUGCCCAGCUUGUUGAGAAAUUGGCGAACCCGUUGACCUCGGAGGAAUCCAUGUCCACCACUUCCGCCCGAGGCUGGCCCUCCUCUGACUAUUUCAUCAAAGGUGGAUCCCCGCAUCCAGUGGAGGUAGACUUAAUAUCAAAUACUUCGUCUAAAUCCGAGGAUGAAGAAGGAUGAAGCCAUGGCAGCUGGGAAUUCCAAAAUUGCUGGUGGUGGAUUAAGAAGUAGAUUUGUUGGCAGGAUAUUUUAAAUCAGAUUGGAGGAGCUGUUGAGAUGCAAUGUAUCAUGUAAGCUGUGGAGCCUAAAUAAAUUGUUUUUAUACUCACAGCGGAAAUCUUAUGUAUUUUAAAGAGGUAGUAGUUCAUCUGAGUUAUGUGCAUUGAUUGUUGCUCUGAUUUUCAUCUUUCUUAAGAGUAUACUUUUUGGGACAUGGUGGGGAUAUGACCAUUGAUCCUUCAAAUACUUGGGAAAACUUCUUAUCCGACAUGCUCAAGUCCAAGUAACAUAGUGUAGCAUCUCAUGUCAAGGUACUAAGUUUCAAAUCUUUCACAGCUUAAGUCUUUAUGUAUUUUAAGGAGUGGACUAGUUCUUUUGAGUUAGAUUACCACGUGCAGCUCCCCAUUCGAUGUCUAUAGUCCUGUAACUGCGAUUCAUAUGGUGUUGAGUACCCUUUGUAAAUUCUCGAAUCUUGUGAUUUUGGAUUGUAAUAUUCUUCUUAGUUUCACUUUA